Molecule: messenger RNA, 864 nt
Organism: Trichoderma citrinoviride
Lineage: Eukaryota; Fungi; Ascomycota; Sordariomycetes; Hypocreales; Hypocreaceae
Exons: 2
Coding region: 1-864 (287 amino acids)
Source: RefSeq, a predicted model, not a curated record
AUGUUGGACCACCACAUGUUCGUCUUCGGCCUCGUUGCCGCCGGCUCCUCCCUGGUCGCUGCCUACCCCGCGGCCGGUGACGGAGUUGAGGGCUCUAUGACAACCUACGUUGCCCCCCCUGCCGUCACUACCAUCGUGACCACCUCCGUCACGGGCUCCAUGACCACCAUGAUCUCCAGCCCUGCCCAUACGGCUGCUCCCUCUGCCGCGGCAGUGUCCAAGGACCGCAUCGAGGACCUGCUCCGUGAGAUACUGGACCAGCUCGAGGAAGUGGCGGACGAUGACGACCGCAAGAAGCGUGCUGCCGAGAAGCGCCAGACGGCUGAUCCUAUGCCGACGUUCACUCCUGAUCCCCCUACUCACACGGCGGACCCUAUGCCGACGUUCACUAAUGACCCCCCUACUCACACGGCGGAUCCUAUGCCAACUUUCACCAAUGAUCCGCCUACUUGGUCGGGUACGCAUACUGCGGACCCCAUGCCGACGUUCACUAACGAUCCUCCUACUCACACGGCGGAUCCCAUGCCGACCUUCACCAAUGAUCCGCCCACUCACACCGCGGACCCCAUGCCGACCUUCACUCCCGAUCCUCCGGCCCUGUCCCCGGGUCCUCCCACCGUCACUCCGGCUGCGGCCCACUCGCGCCGUGAUGCCGCCACCCCGUCGCCCGUCCUGUUCGGCCUCCCAGAGUGGUGGCCCGCCUGGGUCUCCAACGCGACCUCGAGCGUGGCGUCUCGUACCAGCGGCGCCUCUGCGGGCUUUCCCACCAACACUCUGCCUCCCUCUACGGGCGUGGCCAAGAAGACUGCUGCUCCUCUCGUGGGCGCCGUCGCGGCUGCUGCUGCGGCUUAUUUCCUGCUCUAA